Aphidius gifuensis is the source of this 2376-nucleotide messenger RNA. RefSeq names its product elongation of very long chain fatty acids protein AAEL008004-like. The record is from RefSeq and is a predicted model, not a curated record. Gene Ontology annotation, molecular function: fatty acid elongase activity. Bases 605 to 1669 code for a protein of 354 amino acids. The transcript is spliced from 8 exons. Gene Ontology annotation, cellular component: endoplasmic reticulum membrane. Lineage: Eukaryota; Metazoa; Arthropoda; Insecta; Hymenoptera; Braconidae. Gene Ontology annotation, biological process: fatty acid elongation, monounsaturated fatty acid; sphingolipid biosynthetic process; fatty acid elongation, saturated fatty acid.
GGCGCGUAGGUUAAAAGCAAUAGCUCCGGCUUAGCGGCUGUCAGUCUGUAGUUGUCGGGAGAGAAUAGAGCCAGUGGCAUAAUAGUUUUUUUAUAUUUAUUUAUUUAUUUUUUAAUAUAUACAUUAUACAUGUAUACAUAUUAAUAUAUUAGAUAUAUACUGUCUAGUUUUUAUUGUGACACUAUUAUUACACUCAAUAAUAUUUAUUGUGAUGGUAAUAAAAAAAAUAUAAUCAAUACAUUUAACUAUUUUGAUUUUUAAUUUUUUUUUUUGAUUCAUUAUAAUUUCAUUAUUUUAUACAAUAUAUUUCAUCAAGUUUUGAUAUAUAUAUAUUAGUGAAAAUAAUAUUAAUUUUUUGGAAAUUUUAAAUAUUAUAUUGUGAUUAUAUUUUAAUGGAAAAAAAUUUAUUUAUAUUCAAGUGAUUUGUGAUUAAUUGUGAAUGUUUUUUUUCAUAAUUUUGAUAUAUUUUUUUUUAUCUAGUUUAUAGAAAAUAGUGUCGAUUAAUUAAAGGAUAAUUGUAUAAUUAUUGUAAAUAAUUAAAUUAUCAAAAACUGGGACCAAAGUAUUUUAUAUUUCAAUUUUUGUGAAAAUUUUUCCUGGAAAUAUGUCGAUUGUUAUGCAGUACUUGGAUAAUUUUCAUGAGAUACUUGAUACUUAUGCCGAUCCAAGAACAACAAAAUGGUUUUUGAUGAGUUCACCUUUAUAUACUGCUGGUAUAUGUUUGAGCUAUGUCUAUCUUGUCAAAGUUCUCGGACCAAAACUUAUGGAAAAUCGUAAACCUUUUCAGCUUAAAAAAGUGCUCAUUGCAUAUAAUUUAUUUCAAGUUAUAUUCUCAACAUGGAUAUUCUACGAGAGUCUUGCUUCUGGUUGGUGGAAUGAUUAUUCAUUUAGAUGUCAACCAGUUGAUUAUUCAAACAGUCCGAAAGCAAUGAGAAUAUCAAUAAGUGGAUGGCUGACUGGUCAUUAUUCGCUAAGGUGUCAACCUAUAGAAAAACAAGAUGACCCCCGUGUACUGAGGAUGGCGCACGCAUGUUGGUGGUACUAUUUUUCGAAAUUCACGGAAUUUUUCGAUACGAUCUUCUUUGUGAUGAGAAAGAAGACUGACCAUGUUUCACCUCUUCAUGUUAUUCAUCAUGGAAUAAUGCCAAUGUCCGUCUGGUUUGGUGUCAAAUAUACUCCAGGUGGUCAUGCAACAUUCUUCGGUCUUUUAAAUACAUUUGUUCACAUUAUAAUGUAUUCAUAUUAUCUACUGGCAGCACUUGGUCCAUCAAUACAACCAUAUCUUUGGUGGAAAAAAUACUUAACAGCUCUUCAAAUGAUACAAUUUUUAGCAAUAAUACUUCAUGCUUUUCAAUUAGUAUUUAUUGAUUGUAAUUAUCCAAAAGCUGUUGUAUGGUUUGUCGGUCUUCAUGCAGUUAUGUUUUACUUUUUAUUCAAUAAUUUCUACAAACAAAAAUAUGUUAGUAAAGAUAAUAAAAGUCGAGUUAAAUCAGCGGCAAUUGACACGAUUGAAGCUGUUACUGGUGCAUGUAUGCCAAAUAAUAUUUCAAAUGGAAAAAAUUAUUCAUCGACUAAUGGAAAAAGACGAGAUGCUGCUGAUUAUUAUGUCAAAGGUGAAAUUGCAACGAAUGAUGUUAAUUUAAGAAAAUCAUACAAAACAACUGAUUGAUGAUUUAUCACAUUUAUAUAUUCAAAUUGCAUUACCAAAAAAAUAAUUAAUAACAUUGAGAGAUACCUAAAAGAUAAUAAAAAAAAUAACAAAAAUUUAUUAAUUAUAAAGUUGAAUAAAAUGAAUAAUAGUAGAGUGCCAUUUAAAAAUUAUCUAACAUGAAGUUAAUGGAAAAUUGGUACUACGAAAAUCGUGAUAAUCAAUGUUUGUUUUUUUUUCUUUUUUUUUAUUUUUAAAUUUUAUAUUUUAUUAUUAUUGAUAAAUAAUAAUUAUCAUUGGACAAUUAUGGUUGAAAAUUUUUAAAAUCUAAAUCUUUUUGUAUAAAAAUAAUCAUGUAUAAUUGAAAUUUUUAUUUGUUUUUAUUUUGUAAAUAGGCUAGUUUUUUUUUUUUUUCUUGCUAAGUACGAAUUUUAAUUUAGAAUAAUUAUUUUUUUUUCUUAAUUGACGAUGCUCAUGACAUUGGAUUUAUACUGUCGUAUAUUUAAACAAUGAUUUAUAUAAUUAAAAAAUAUUUAAAUAAAUUAUUAUAAGCUGCGCGUUUUUUGUGUAAAAAAUUUUUGUUUUUAAUUUUUUAAAAAACGCGAUGAUUGUAUAUAUGUAUAACGGAUUUUAAAUGUAAUGUUCGAGUGAGCCAAACUUGGGAAAUCAUGGGAAUUUAUUUUCAUUUUGUAUGAUAAAUAAAUAAAAUAAUUAAAUUAUAAUUUCAG